GGGCCGUAGCUCCGUGGGGGCUUGUGGGUGCGCGCGCAUUCGCCGGGGAAAUUAGCCAGAGCCGUCAUGGCCGCCGCCUGCUGGAGGGCCCUCGCUAGGGCGUCCGCCGCCCGGCCCGGAGCGCGCUGCCGGUGCUUCUCUUCCUCUGGACUUCUGAGGGCUAACAGUGGAGAACCUAAAAAAUUUCAGCCACCUCCAAAGCCAGUUAUUGUUGACAAACAUAAAGAGGUAGUAGAGAGAAGGUUCUUGAGUCCUGAAUUUAUUCCCCCCAGAGACAGAACAGAUCCUCUUAAAUUCUAUAUUGAAAGAACUGACAUGAUACGAAGGCGAAAAGUGCUCGACAUUCCAGAGUUCUAUGUUGGAAGCAUCCUUUCUGUUACCACAGCAGAUCCAUAUGCCAGUGACAAAACCAGCCGUUUUGUAGGAAUUUGCAUUCAAAGAGGAGGAAAAGGACUUGGUGCUACCUUUGUGCUUCGGAAUAUUAUAGAAGGGCAGGGUGUUGAGUUUUGCUAUGAACUGUACAAUCCUCGAAUCCAGGAGAUCAAGGUUUUGAAGCUGGAGAAGAGACUAGAUGACAACCUGAUGUAUUUACGGGAUGCUUUUCCUGAAUAUAGUACUUUUGAUGUGAACAUGAAACCUGUGCCCCAUUCAGCUAAUGAUGAAAUUCCUGUAAACCAGCUGAAGGUCAAAAUGAAACCUAAACCCUGGACAAAACGUUGGGAACGGCCAAAAUUUAACAUUAAAGGAAUCCGCUUUGAAUUACCUGAAGAAAUGAUGAAAGAAGCACAAAAGUGGAGCCAGCCCUGGAUAGAAUUUGAUAUGCUGCGAGAAUACGAUACUUCAAAAUUAGAGAAGGAAAUAUGGAAAGAAGUGAAUGAAGAGCUAAAAAAAUGAUACUGCUUUUAUAUGGAGAUUACUGAGGAGGGAGGCCCUCUGAAUUUUUAAUAUACAAUUCAAUUGUGUAAGACUUGUGUACAAUAAAGUUAUUUCAAAAACGUA
Messenger RNA from Trachemys scripta elegans, 999 nucleotides. RefSeq names its product mitochondrial ribosomal protein L19 (gene MRPL19). Bases 67 to 894 code for a protein of 275 amino acids. The transcript has 6 exons. Gene Ontology annotation, molecular function: structural constituent of ribosome. The record is from RefSeq and is a predicted model, not a curated record. NCBI's taxonomy places the organism in Eukaryota, Metazoa, Chordata, Testudines, Emydidae. Gene Ontology annotation, biological process: translation. Gene Ontology annotation, cellular component: mitochondrial large ribosomal subunit; ribosome.